CUACUGAUGAGUUCUUUCUGGUACCACCAUGGCGCAAACUACAACACCUCCUCAAUGCCAUCACUGACGACCACCCCACGACUAAAGAUGUCGCAAUACCGCUCUACCAAAGACAUAUACCCCUUCACAACGCAGCCCAAGAAGAACAAAAAGUCCAAGGAAUCCCCUCAAAAGACUCGUGAAACCAUUUUGUGUGACCUCGAAACCCACUACCAAGACCUAGACGUGCCUGCCCGCGAGUAUGCCCUCGUCCGCGAUCUUGUAAACGACUGGAACGACCGCCGUCUGCUUGCUUUCUGGAAGUGCUUCGAGCACCAUCCACGACGAACGUCUCAGGUUGUGGGUGCGAUGGGACUGGACUUUGGCGAGGCUAGAACGACUAUGGUGAUCAGGCGCGCGCUUCGCAAGCUGCAGAAGCAUCUGCAAAAAGACCGCUUUUUGGUGGUGGCAAGGGCACUGCAUCAGUUUGGGAAUGGUGAUGAUGUGCUGGGGCUGGAGGAUCCGCAGUAUGUGUUGAAUUGUCGCCAUGUCUCGGACGAUGCGUUGUAA
Messenger RNA from Bipolaris oryzae ATCC 44560, 549 nucleotides. RefSeq lists its product as uncharacterized. The annotation marks the transcript as partial. The transcript has a single exon. Lineage: Eukaryota; Fungi; Ascomycota; Dothideomycetes; Pleosporales; Pleosporaceae. The record is from RefSeq and is a predicted model, not a curated record.